Candoia aspera is the source of this 1594-nucleotide messenger RNA. It is a transcript of the gene BRS3, whose product is annotated as bombesin receptor subtype 3. Gene Ontology annotation, biological process: bombesin receptor signaling pathway. Gene Ontology annotation, cellular component: plasma membrane. NCBI's taxonomy places the organism in Eukaryota, Metazoa, Chordata, Lepidosauria, Squamata, Candoiidae. The record is from RefSeq and is a predicted model, not a curated record. Gene Ontology annotation, molecular function: bombesin receptor activity. The coding region runs from base 236 to 1417 and encodes 393 amino acids. The transcript has 3 exons.
CCAACCAGCUUCCCUACCUCCCACACAGUUCAGCAGUGAAAUCUAUGCAUAUUUGUCUCUAUCAUGCUUGGUGACUCCACGGCAAGACGAAAGGAGUUGAAUGUCCUGUGGAAUUGAUUUUCCAGUCAAUUGCUUGGACCCCUCUCUCUCUCUUUUAUUUUUCCAUGGACAUGACAUGAUAUGGGAUGAGUUUUAAACAUUUCCAAUCAGUUUAACUCUACUCUGAGCCUUCAAAAUGUCUAGGGCAUCACUGCUGGCGAGGAAUGCUGAUUUAUACGAAUGUGUCAAUGCAACAGAACAGCUGGCAUCCUUAACAGGCAACCAAACAGUCCAGAAAAGCUGGUCUGAAGAUGCCUCACUUGGUUUGGGGACACUCUGUACCAUUUAUGUAGCCUAUGCCACCAUCAUUUCAAUGGGUCUUCUAGGCAAUGUCAUCCUCGUCAAAGUCUUCUUCAAGAUCAAAUCAAUGCAGACGGUCCCCAAUAUUUUCAUCACCAGCCUGGCUUUUGGGGAUCUGCUCCUGCUGCUCACCUGUGUGCCGGUUGAUGCUGCCUGUUACAUUGUGGAUACGUGGUUGUUCGGAAGAAUCGGCUGCAAGCUACUGUCUUUUAUUCAGCGAACCUCCGUUGGAGUAUCCGUAUUCACCUUAACGGUCCUCAGUGCAGACAGGUACAAGGCAAUUGUGAAACCCUUGGAGCUCCAUGGGGCUGAUGCUGUCCUGAAGACCUGCGGCAAAGUCACUUGCAUCUGGAUUGUCUCCAUGUUAUUCGCUGCUCCAGAAGCCGCAUCUUCUGAUCUCUACGCUUUCCACAUGCCUGAGAAAAACACCUCCCUCGAAACCUGCGCACCUUAUCCUGUCUCUGAACGUGUCCUGCAGGAGGUCCACUCCCUGGUUUGCUUCUUGAUUUUCUACAUCUUACCACUGGUGAUCAUAUCCAUCUACUACUUUCUUAUUGCCAAGACACUCUACAAAAGUACUUCCAAUAUGCCCGCAGAAGAGCAGGGCCAUGCCCGUAAACAGAUCGAAUCCCGCAAGCGAGUUGCCAGAACCGUGCUGGUCUUGGUAGGCUUGUUUGCCUUCUGCUGGCUGCCGAACCACACCCUCUACCUGUACCGUUCGUUUACCUACCACGCUUCCAUAGAUACAUCCGCUCUGCAUCUCGUGGCAACUAUUUUCUCGCGGGCCUUGGCCUUCAGCAACUCUUGCGUCAACCCCUUUGCCCUCUACUGGCUGAGUAAAAGCUUCCGCCAGCAUUUCAAGAAGGAACUCUUGUGCUGCAAAGCCAAGGUGCCCGUGAGGCGGCCCAGCAUCACGCAGAACAACACCCCGAGCAGAGCUACGUCAGUCACGGGCUCGGAAAUCAGUGUCACUUUGCUCACGGAUUAUAGCAUCACCAAAGAAGAGGAGAGUGUUUAAUUGUACUUGGGCUGAGGAUCAUCCUCCUGGCUAGGAUCGCCAGCAAGAACCAGAAGACCGCUGAAUGUUGAGUAGAGCCUCUCGUAUUUGGUAGAAACCUUUCCCAUGCGACUUAAGAUUUCAUACCCCGGCAUAACACAACUUCACUGCAAAUCAUAGCCAUCUGUUUCACACAUU